GGCUAAAGAGAAGCAAUCAUUGAGUGUGGAUGAUUGGAUGAAAGUGAUAUUCAGUGAUGAAUCUGCAUUGGUCAAGGCGAUGAUGCUGGAACUUUUGUCUGGUGCCGUUCUAAUGAAACAAAUAAAGAUGACUGCCUGAAGAAAACAAUCAAAUUUCCUCAGUCAUUUAUGAUCUGGGGUUGCAUGUCAGGUAAAGGACCAGGGGAGAUGCCAAUCAUUACCUCAACGCACAGGUGUACAUUGAGAGUUUGGACACUUUUCUCAUUCCAUCGAUAGAAAAUAGGUUUGGUGAUGAUGAAGUCAUAUUUCAGGAUGAUUGCUCUUGCCACAGAGAGUGUUAAAGCUUUUCUUCAGGAAAGGUAUAUCAACUCAAUGACAUGGCCAGCAAACAGUCCGGAUCUCAAUCCCAUUGAAAAAAUGGGUCCAUGACACACCUCCAUCCUGCAAAGCUGAUCUGUCAACCGCUAUUGGAGAAAGUUGGAACCAGCUUGACGGAGAAUCUUGUUUUUCAUUAGUGAAGUCAAAGAAUUCAGGCAGGCAUAAAAGCCAGAGGAGGAGCAACAAAGUGUGAAUUGUGAAUUUUUUUUAUAUUUAUGAUUUCAUAAUUUUUUCCUCUACUUGAUCUGGAAAAAAAUAUGCCAUUAAUUAAAAUAAUGUACUUUAAUUUAUUUGAGGGAUGUUUCAUGAAGCCAGAAUGUUCCGCUAUUAAACAGAAACUGUUUUGUGUCGUAUCUGUGAUUUGUUUAUUUGCUAUGAAGUAAAAAAGCUGUGUGAGUUUCCUCCAAGUGUGGUGAUUCCAUCAUUUGUGCCAGGGGUUGUAACACUUCACACGUUGCGUCAACUGCGUCUCCUCUGAUUGCGUCAUCACGCAAAGAGCGUGCGUGCGUGUCCCACGUGCAGAUGUUUACGUCCUCCUAUCCGUGACGUCAGCACCCAGUCGUCGACUCGUCGGAUGAGACACAUUUGCGAUGUUAAAGAUGCUGAUUUGGACAAUAAACGCGACACUGUCUGGCAUUAGCAGCGCGGUGACACGCGGCGGGGACGCGCGGCGCUCGAUCGGGUAGAUUGAUGCGGUUGUUAGUGCGGAGCGUUGCGGGUUUUUGAAGGAUUUGCGCGAGGGAGAAAGACCCCCACUCUCCACGCACGCGCCUGACUCUUGUAAACAGAGACGCGCACGAGACCAGCCGGACAAAAGGCCUCGUGAGCGACGCGCGGCAGGUGACGCGACGCGCGCAGGUGUAAAUAUAACAACAGAAGAUGAGCGCGUUAAAGGACGCAUCCGGACCCUCGAGAACAAAACAAAGACCAACGCGAGUUUUGGGGUAUUAAUGCGCGACUGAAGCGAGUGUGUUCAUCCGCGUCCGUUAGUCUGACAUCUAUUUAAUUUUAUUUAAUCGAAUUUAAUUUAUCCCGCUUUAUUUGUGGUGUUGUUUCGCGAUCUUUGUUCGGGAUAAACGGGAUAUGUCAUUCACGAUGGAGGAUACUCUAGAGUCCGGAUGGGUUUCGGUGCGACCGAAUGUUUUUGAGGAGAAAGAAAAGCACAAGUUCGUCUUCAUCGUCGCGUGGAACGACAUCGAGGGAAAGUUCGCCGUCACGUGCCACAACCGAACCGUGCAGAAACGGACCGCGGUGCGGGACUCGCUGCUGCUCGAGGUGGCCGAGGGCGAACUGACCGCGGGCAAACAACAGCGUCCCGCCAGAGACAGGCCUCCGCCGAAGAGUCCGGACCGGGAAUCCAAUUCCAGCAGACCGGUGGCGAGAAGUCCAAGCAAAGCGAGCGGAACCGCCAAGAGCGGCGACAUGGAAGUUCUAGACCCGAUCCCCGGUGUGGCGGAUGAAGCACCGGAGGUCCCGGACGACCUGGACCCGAAUCUGCGGGAGGACUUCAGCUGGGCCGGACUCUUCUCGUUCCAGGACAUGCGGGCCGUUCACCUGCAGCUGUGCGCCGUCAACUCGGACCUGGAACCGUGUCUGCCCGCCUUCCCCGAGGAGCAGACGGGCGUGUGGUCGGUUCUGUUCGGGGUUCCGGAGAUGAGCGCGCGCGAGAUGGAGGCGCUCUGCUUCCAGCUGCAGGUGUAUCUGGGUCACGCGCUCGACACCUGCGGAUGGAAGAUCCUGUCUCAGAUUCUGUUUCCGGACAACGACGAUUCUGAGGAGUAUUAUGAGAGUUUGAGUGAACUCCGACAGAAGGGAUAUGAAGAUGCGCUCCAGAGGAACAAGAGACACCUGCAAGAGUUGUUGGAGCGUCAGCGUGCUGUGGACAGUAUGGUGGAGCUGCUGCAGUUGUACUCUGAACAGGAUGAAGCGUACAGCGAUCUGGUGGAGGCCACGACUGAACUCUAUCACUAUCUGCUACAACCAUUCAGAGACAUGAGAGAACUCGCCAUGCUGCGCAGACAACAGAUCAAGAUCUCUUUGGAGUCGGAGCACUUGGGUCCGCGGCGGGUGGAGUCUCUUCAUCGUGAGGAUGAUGAUUGGCAGAGGAAGGCUCAUACGGCUGUGCUGUCCAUACAGGAUCUGACGGUUAAAUACUUCGAGACCACGGCACGAGCACAGAAGGUGAUGUACGAGCGCAUGCGUGCUGACCAGAGGAAGUUUGGUAAAGCUGCAUGGGGGGCUGCAGUGGAGCGCAUGGAGAAACUACAGUACGCCGUUUCAAAGGAAACGCUACAACUGAUGCGUGCCAAAGAGAUCUGUUUGGAACAGAGAAAACAUGGACUUAGAGAGGAGAUGCAGGGUCUGCAGGAUGGAGAGGACGCAAUGGUGCGAUUGGACCAGUUGGAGGCACUGUACUACGAGCUUCAACUGCAGCUCUAUGAGAUCCAGUUUGAGAUCCUCAAGUAUGAAGAGCUGCUAUUGACUGCACAGCUGCAGAGUCUGCGCAGACAGAUGAGCGAGAGACAGGAAGAAGUGGUGUACUACGACACGUAUGAGAGCCCCGACGCCAUGAAGGCCACCGACGACCCCGCAACCCCAUUGACCCCACCUAGAGAUGAUAUCACCAAGUUACAGCAGAGGACUCGCCAACUGGAGGCCAGGAGAGGCCGCAUUACCGCCAAGAAAGCCUACCUCAAAAACAAGAAGGAAAUCUGCAUCAUUAAUCACACACAGAAACUAGAGAAGCGGCAGAGCGGCAUGGACUGUGUUUCCCAGCAGGCUCUGUGGCAGGUUGAAGAGGAGGAGGAAGAGCAGCGCAUCUCUCGAGUCAGUCAGGAGAGACAGAGAACUCUAGAUCGACUGCGCAGCUUCAAACAGCGCUACCCAGGUCAGGUGACUCUGAAAUCCACACGUCUGCGAUUGGCGUACUCCAGAAAGAAAACCGGUCCGACCCAAACCACCGCGAGACUGGAGCCGCCGCAGAUGCAGACUGCUAGCGUGCAGACGGAAGACGCUCCAGCGCCUUUAGAACAUUCCGCAGGAGUCCCGGAGCUGUGCAGACCCGACAGUUUCCUGUCUCUGCCCACAAUGGGCAUGGCCGUCGCUGAUGUCACCCCUCUGGACGCUGCGCACGCAUCACUUCCUCCUACCCAAGAGCUCCUGCUGCUGGACUCCUCCACCUCGCCCAUCUCCCCUCCUCCUCCUCCACCCCCACCUCCCCCUCCACCUCCUCCACCCCCUCCCUCUCUAGAGGAGAUGCCCGCAGAUGGGCAGUGCCAGCCAAGCAGCCCCCUGCAGCAGCCCAUGGCUGAGAGUCCACUCGCCCCAUUCUCCGCUCGGUUCUUCGACAGCAGUCAGCUGGUGAACGCCAGGAAGAAGUUGAGGAAGACCUCGUCACUGGAGUCCAACCAGUGGAGGAGAGCGAGCUCUCCGAUGGACGAGGUUUUAGCCAGUCUGAAGCGCGGCAGUUUCCACCUGCGGAAGGCCGAGCUGCGUGUGCUGGCUCCCGAUCCGGACGAGGAUGACGGGAAUAAUAUUCUGGCUCAGAUCAGGAAGGGCGUGAAGCUGCGUAAAGUGCGGCGACAGGAGCGCGGCGUGAAGGGGAUGAUGCACGAUUCAACCGACUCGCUGACACGCAGCAUUCACGAGGCACUGAGACGCAUUAAAGAGGCUUCGCCCGAAUCAGACUCAGAGGACGAGACGCUGCCCUGCACAGACUGGGAGAGCUGAACCGCUGCUGACUCAACAGUGUGUGUUUAGUGACAAACAUGAUCUGCUCUUGUAUUAUGUCCAUAUGAAGAAACAUCAGAGAAUAUGUGUGUUUACCUCACAAUACUGACAGCUGAACUAGUACACAACAGAUUAAUGAAGCAAACGUUCACUUAAUCGGUUUGUUGAGUGUGUUAUUCCAGUCAUUUAUUUGUUUUCUUCUAUUUGUGUCUUUAUAUAUGAUAGCGGGAGGUUUUUGAAGUUUGUUUUGUUUCAGUAAAAGUUGGUGAUAUCGGUCAUUAAUGCCCUGAACAUCAGUCUGUGUGGCACUCAGCUGGUAUAAAUGAGUGACGUGAUGGGAUGAAACCAGUCAAGAACAGGUCAUAUUUCACCCCCAAAUCUAAACAACGUCUAUUUUUAAGAUCAUUAAAAUUGUUAUUAUUUUCAUGACAAUUAAGCACAUUACUUUAAUGUGAAUUGAAAAGUAGCUUAUUUAAACAUCGUGGUAGUUGCCUUUCAUUUAAGCUGAUUUAAAUAAUUGAAUUGAUUUUCACUAAUGAGAGUCUCCAUUGAUUAAUAAUUAUACUGAUUAAAGAAAUAUUCUAGAUUCAGUACAAGUUAAGCUCAAUGGACAGUAUUUGUGGCAUAAUGCUGAUUUACUAGAGGUCAACUGAUUGUGGAUUUUGCCGAUACCGAUAACUAAGGGGGUCAAAUAGGCCGAUAACCGAUUAAUGGGGCGAUAGUUUUUAAAAUCGAUUUAUAGAAUGUAAAAAAUUAUUUUUAUGCUUUCUAUACUACAACAGGCACAGACAGAGGCUACAAGAGUCCAGAUUCAGUCUAUUGUGCAACCAAAUCCGUAUAAUAACCAGUAAAAUGAAGUAUACUAUAAACAAGCCCAGAAUACACUUAUUUCGGGACUCUUACUUUGAAAUUACAGAGAAUUGGCUCUAUGUUUUUAGUAUUUACCAAAUUAAACUUUUAUAGCUUUUAUUUACCAGACUGAGGAUUUUCUAUAUGAGGUAUUUUAUUAUUAUUCACAAGAAAGUUGGAGACACGAUAUUUGUGCAGGGCACGUCUAUAUAGUCACAUGUUUCUUUGCAUGCUCUCGCUUCAAUUUAGAAAACUUGAUUUAUGUAAUCAAAAUAACAAAAUAUGCAUUGAAGGAUAAAAAUAUGGUUGAAUAUUAUCAAUGAUGAAAGAUUUAGAUAGAAUAAAUCCCCACGAGGUGUUAGUGAUUGUUUUUAUUUCACUUUUUGAGGCUGCUGUUAUACUGUAGGAAUACAAAAAUAAUAAAUAAAAACUAUUGGCACCGAUUAAUCGGUCUACCUCUAUUGAUUUCCACAGAAAUUAAUUUUGACUCGUUCCUCCUUUAAAAAAAAAAAAAAAAAAAGCACAAAUCUGUGUUCUAGUGAGACACUUACAAUGGAAGUCAAUGGGGUCAAUCUGUAAUGUUGAAAUACUCACAGUUUCAAAAGUAUAGACAAGAGGUAGAUGGAUAUAUGGGUUUUACCAAUUAAUCGUGCCGAUAGUUGCUUUUUGGAGCCAUCGGUUAUCGACAAAAAUCUUUGCCGAUAGUUUCAGAUGUUUUUUUGUUUUUUUUAUAUUUAUUCCUCAUCAAUACACCUCAUAUGGUAAAAUAUAUAGGCUAUAAAAACUUAAUUUGUUAAAUACUUAAAUAAAGAGCAUUAUAACAGAUCCAAGAAUUUAAAAAAAAAUUUUUUUUUUUAAAUAAAGUCCCUGAUGUAUUUUGGGCUUCUUUAUAAUUAAAAGGCCCACGUUAUACACAAUCAUCAUUUUCCCGAUUAUUAUUGGAAUUUUUGUUGCAUGAUAAACUUCUUUUGAGAUUUUAUUCAUGUUAGACUCUUGUAGAUUCAGUGUCUGCGCCCGUUAUAGUAAGAAAAUACUAAGAAAUCUUUGAUCAUUCUAUAAACACAUUUUUAAAAACUAUCGGUCGAUUAAUCGGUUAUCGGCCUUUUCCACCACCUUAGUUAUCGGUAUCGGCAAAACCCACUAUCGGUCGACCUCUAAUAGCCACAAGACGUAAACAAUAUGUGUGUUAACAUUAUUUUAGUAUGAUAAAAUCACUUACCGCAUCUGUGUAAAGUUAUCUCCAUGAUGACAAAACCCUGUAAUCAUGGUAUUGGAGUUAAACAUAUUGAAUAUAACUUUACACAGUAAAGGUUAGUGAUCGGUUUUAUAGCCCUGAAAUCCUGUGUACGGAUUGGCCCCAUUCACUUCCAUUGUAUUAACCCAGAUUGUUUUUUUCUUUUUUUUUUAGUUUUUUAGAAAAGGAGGGACAAGUCAAAAAAAAAUGUUUUGUGAUAAUCAACAUGGUCACAAAUGCUGUUGAUUGACCUUAACUUGUAUUGAACCUGGAAUAUUCCUUUAAUAAUUUAUGAAAAUUAUCAUUUUAAUAAUUAUUUGUACUUAAGCGGUCUCUGAUGCUUUCUGCCUGUCAGUCAUUUUGCACAUUCUCAUAGUAUUGUAGUUGCAGUGAAUUAUUGAGGCUUAAUGCCAUUUUUAUGCCAUGUUGUUCAUAGCAGUUGUCAGAUGAGGGCGCUAUUUUGCUGCGGUUGUUUUAACAACAGUAUCUGCUCAGUGUCAGUAUCAAUAAAGCUCAUUUGGUAUCUUUGAAGGGCGGGGUUUUGGGGAAAGGGGCGUGGCUAAUUCAACAGCUCAACUCGAUUGCUUGAGGAUAUUCUAGACUGGCUGAAAUCACUUACAGCACCUUUAACUGUCAUGUUACAAAACUUUAAAUGGCCUUAAAAACAGGCAUUAUUUUCAUUGUGCAAAUUAUACUUAUUUCUUGUUUGAUUUUGGGGUGAACUAUGAGCUGCAGUUCAACACGUCAAUUACACGAGUGUCGUCAUCACCCAGUGUUUUACUACAAUCAUUGUCUUGAUUUUAAGGUCUCUUAAAUUGUAUCUGCUUGUAGAGUAUCUUUGUUUAGCUGCUGUCAUUUCUGUUUGAUCCGAAUUCAUUCACAUUACUUGUGAUUUAAUUGAGUUUUGUUUGUUUUUUUAAAGGUUGCGUAUUUUCUUAUAUUUUCCUGUCUAUAAACCAGUGGACGCCUGUGUUUGUUUGACUGUACAUCAACUCAUCCAGCACUGAAACAGCUUUAAGAUCUGUUUUCUUCUGAGAGCUGAUUGGACAGUCUGUCACUCAUGGUCACAUGCUUUUUGCACUUGAUUUAUGAAGAAUAUGUCAAUAAGGCCACGGUGAGUGUGAUGUGACUCAUUUCACUGUGUCAAACUGCUCAAAAAUGAAUGCUGAUCUGUAGCGUGACACAAUGUUUACUCACAGCUGUACUGUCUGGUGUCGGUGAACGCACCCUCAACACUGUUCUGAUAAAUCUGACCUAACACCAGCAGAAGGGCACAACAGUUUAAUUUGACGUUUUUCAUCAUGUGUACUGUAUUUAGCUUUUGAUAUUAUGAUUUGUCUUUUAAUUAUAUUAAUUGUCAUACAUGUUCUAUGCAUUGUGUUUCCAGCUGCAUUGAAACAACACUACAGUUCUUAAUUAUUCCACUCUACUAAACACAUUAAAACCGUUAAAGAUGCCGAUGCGUGACUGGAGAAGACCCAAAAACUAGCCAGUCACUAGAUAUGUGCAAUAUUAUUAUAAUAGAAACUAAUAUUUUUCAUGUGUAUUAUAUUGUAAUAGACAGCAAAUCCAUCUGCAUGUUUGCCUAAAGGACACAUGUAUUUAUUGAGUUAAAAGAAAUAUUUAAAUAUGUAAAGCAAUAUCAUACAAAUGUAAAAUGAAUUUUUGAAACUCUGCUUUUCCAGCCAUUGUACCUAUUUUAAAUUUGCAUUUUGCCCCUUAAGUAAAUAAAGUAUCAAAAGAAA
This is a messenger RNA of Myxocyprinus asiaticus (Chinese sucker), 7935 nucleotides long. Its product is annotated as junction-mediating and -regulatory protein-like. The record is from RefSeq and is a predicted model, not a curated record. Gene Ontology annotation, molecular function: Arp2/3 complex binding; actin binding; transcription coactivator activity. The transcript is spliced from 10 exons. Gene Ontology annotation, cellular component: cytoplasm; nucleus. NCBI's taxonomy places the organism in Eukaryota, Metazoa, Chordata, Actinopteri, Cypriniformes, Catostomidae. Gene Ontology annotation, biological process: positive regulation of apoptotic process; intrinsic apoptotic signaling pathway by p53 class mediator; 'de novo' actin filament nucleation. Bases 1462 to 4107 code for a protein of 881 amino acids.